AUAUAUAUUAUUUAAGAUUAUCAUUGAGUUCUAUUUUUUAGUGUAGAUUUUGGAGAGAGACCCUGAAUCAGAAACACUUCAACACAAGAAGAAGAAGAAGAAAAGCUAAUAGCUUUCAAAGAUUGUUGCUUUCUUUCUUUUUUUGACUGUUUGUUGGAUUCGAGGAGUAAAGCUGGGAUUUUCAGUUUGGGGUUGAAAAAAAUGAAGGAGAAAAGUGAGAGUGGUGGAGCAGGGUAUGUAAGAGCAGAUCAAAUAGAUCUGAAGAGCUUAGAUGAGCAACUUCAAAGACAUCUUAGUAGAGCAUGGACGAUGGAGAAGAACAAGAACAGGAAAGACGAGGGAGACGAAGGAGGUGCAGCAGCUGCUGCUGGUGGCGGCGGCGGAGCACAGCUGAGGUCAAGCAACACUGUAAGAAGACAAGAGUGGGAGAUUGAUCCUUCUAAGCUUAUCAUCAAGAGUGUUAUAGGCCGUGGCACUUUUGGCACUGUUCAUCGUGGUGUUUAUGAUGGCCAAGAUAUUGCUGUUAAACUUCUUGACUGGGGAGAAGAGGGCCACAGAUCCGAGGCCGAACUAUCUUCACUUCGAGCAGCUUUUACACAAGAAGUUGCAGUGUGGCAUAAGCUUGAUCAUCCUAAUGUAACAAAGUUUAUAGGGGCAACAAUGGGGUCGUCGGAGCUGAGCAUACAAACGGAAAACGGUCACAUCAGUAUGCCGAGUAAUGUUUGUUGUGUUAUUGUUGAAUAUUGUCCUGGGGGUGCUCUGAAAUCCUACCUGAUAAAGAAUCGGAGAAGAAAGUUGGCUUUUAAAGUAGUUAUUCAACUGGCACUAGAUCUUGCACGAGGGUUGAGCUAUCUUCACUCCAAAAAGAUUGUCCAUAGAGACGUCAAAACCGAAAACAUGCUUUUGGACAAGACGCGUACGGUCAAAAUAGCUGAUUUCGGGGUUGCUCGACUCGAGGCUUCAAAUCCUAAUGACAUGACUGGAGAGACCGGAACUCUUGGUUAUAUGGCACCGGAGGUCCUUAAUGGCAAUCCCUACAAUAGGAAGUGCGAUGUGUAUAGUUUCGGUAUCUGCUUGUGGGAGAUAUAUUGCUGUGACAUGCCGUAUCCCGAUCUCAGCUUCUCAGAGGUGACAUCGGCUGUAGUCCGCCAGAAUCUGAGGCCGGAGAUACCUCGUUGCUGUCCGAGUUCUCUUGCAAAUGUAAUGAAGCGAUGCUGGGAUGCGAACCCUGACAAACGACCGGAGAUGGAUGAAGUGGUGUCGAUGUUGGAGGCCAUCGACACAUCAAAAGGUGGGGGCAUGAUCCCGCACGAUCAACCUCAGGGUUGUUUGUGUUUCCGAAGAUAUCGAGGACCUUGAUAUCGAUACCACGUUGAGUUUAACAUGGCUUUUAGAGGCAAGUAAUGGUCCAAUUUAUUCAUAUUUCAUUGAAUUGGAAAGAUAUCGAUGUAAAAGAGAUGAAAGUAGAAAGUUGUAUCUGUGCUAUCCGAACAUGCAUUUUGUACAGAUGCCAUGUUUCCUCCUUUGAUUCAGAAUACUGUGAAUCUGAUUUGGUCCAA
This is a messenger RNA of Hibiscus syriacus, 1559 nucleotides long. Its product is annotated as serine/threonine-protein kinase STY13-like. Gene Ontology annotation, biological process: protein phosphorylation. The coding region runs from base 202 to 1359 and encodes 385 amino acids. The record is from RefSeq and is a predicted model, not a curated record. Gene Ontology annotation, molecular function: ATP binding; protein kinase activity. Lineage: Eukaryota; Viridiplantae; Streptophyta; Magnoliopsida; Malvales; Malvaceae. The transcript has 6 exons. Gene Ontology annotation, cellular component: plasma membrane.